Messenger RNA from Vespula pensylvanica (western yellowjacket), 1550 nucleotides. RefSeq names its product cell cycle checkpoint protein RAD17 (gene Rad17). Gene Ontology annotation, biological process: DNA damage checkpoint signaling; DNA repair; mitotic DNA replication checkpoint signaling. Gene Ontology annotation, molecular function: chromatin binding. Lineage: Eukaryota; Metazoa; Arthropoda; Insecta; Hymenoptera; Vespidae. The transcript has 9 exons. The coding region runs from base 92 to 1474 and encodes 460 amino acids. The record is from RefSeq and is a predicted model, not a curated record.
UAGAAGUACAUGCAAUACUGUGAAUUAAUCAUUAAAUAAGUAAUAGCUGAAUGAAACAAUAAUUAUUUAUUUUAUAAGUCAAUAUUUCAACAUGGCUAAUAAAAAGAAAAAUAAUAGCUGGUUAAUGUCAUCAUUUGAUUAUGGUACUACUACUACAACUAACAAAUCUUUAACUAAGAGGACUUAUUCUCAAAUAUCUUGUGAUGAUCAUACAGAAAUUGUUUAUGAUAUUAUUUCAAAGAAGAAAAAUACUUUUAAUAUAUCAACAUUAUUAUCAAAUUGUGAGCCAAAAAUACAAUCUGAAUUGGUUAUUAGUAGGCAAAAGCAACAAGAAAUUUUAAACUGGCUUCAAAACAAAGCGCAUAGAGGAAAGCCAACUGUAUUAGUUAUUUCUGGUUCAUCAGGUUGUGGAAAAACUGUUGCUAUAAAAUUAUUAGCUAGGGAAAGUGGUUUUGAGAUUACAGAAUGGAUAAAUCCUAUAGAUCAAAUAAUGGAUGAGAACAAUAGGGUAAUGAGACAGAAUGAUAAAUUUGAGGACUACAUGGUGAGAGCUACUCGAUAUAAUUCUGUAUUAUCCAAUUGUCGCAAACGUCUUUUAUUAGUUAAGGAUUUUCCUAAUAUAUACUAUGAGGAUAAAGAAAGUUUUCAUUCAAUGUUACACAAAUACUUUGAAUUUGGAAGAGAUCCUAUAGUGUUUAUAUGUACAGAUAAGGAGGGAAGUUCUAGAUUACUACAAACUUUAUUUACGCCUCAUAUAAGAGAAAAAUUUGAUAUUUCUUUCAUCAGUAUAAAUCCUGUUACACAAACAGCAAUGAAAAAUAUGUUAAAAAGGGUAUCACUGAUAUUAAAUUCAACAGCAGAAAAUUUAUUACAAAUAAUGCAACAACAAAUUGAUGAGAUUUUAUCCAAUAAUAUUGGCGAUGCCCGCAAUGCUUUAUUGAAUAUCAUAUUUAUUUCACUUAAAGUACCAGAAGAAUUGUUGAAAAAUGAGUGUACUAACCGUAAAGAGAGUCUGGGAUUACUGCACGGGAUCGGUAGAGUUAUUAAUCCUAAAAGGAUAGAAAUAGAAAAUUCAUGGAAAUUUGUUCAUAAUCCUGAUGAAAUAGCAGAAUAUUUUCAAUCACAAACAUCUACAUUUCUGUAUUUUCUUCAUGAAAAUUAUAUAAAUACUAUUAGAUUUAUAGAAGAAUCAAGUAUAAGUGCUGAUGUCUUAAGCCUAGCAGAUAUCCUGAAUUUAGAAUGGCGUGAUACAAAUCUGAAUAAACUUAGUUUAUCCUUAAGUAUACGUGGUAUAAUGGUAGCUAAUGAAUCACCUGUCACUGGAUGGAACCCAGUACGGAAACCACAGUAUGACAAAACUAUUGUACGAAACUCAUUAGACGAUGCAGAAAGUCAGUGGUACAAGUCGCUAAUUGUUAAAGAUAAAAAUAUAAUGAUCAAGUCUGAUGCUGAUACGGAAGAAAUAAGUGAUUGAAACAUUGUAUCGAAUUGUCUCGAAAAAAUAAGCUGAUUUUGGAAUACGCUUAAAUAUAAGUUUUCUUAUUUUUCUA